Molecule: messenger RNA, 1053 nt
Organism: Patella vulgata (common limpet)
Lineage: Eukaryota; Metazoa; Mollusca; Gastropoda; Patellidae
Exons: 8
Coding region: 139-1053 (304 amino acids)
Source: RefSeq, a predicted model, not a curated record
AACAGUUUUGAAAUGAUCUGUGUUUAUCUAAUGUAAAACCUGAAAUUUCUUUUAGAUUUCUUUACCAUUACCAUUGGUAACAGAACACACUAAGAACGAUAACUCUUUUGGAAAAAAGUAAAUACACGCAAGAACAAAAUGGAGAGAGAAAGUAGAUGUUGUUUAACUUUGUUAUUUUUCGUUAUUUCGUUGAAAGCUGAUGUUAGUGCUAGCUGUACGUUUCCCCCUGGUCUGGAAGGAACAUUUGAUAGUACAAGGGAGGGAACUCUAGAAUUUAAUACCACAACUUACGGUAAAUUUACUAUCAGUACACAAAGUCAAACCUUUCCUGAAUUAGAAUUUGAAUGUCACAUACAUUCUGGUACACAAUAUGUCAGCAAAUCAGCAGCCUUUACAAUAUUUAGUAGUGAUUUUUAUGCCUAUAUGUGUUUAGAUAUAAAUCAAGUAUCAUCUAAUCUAUAUUAUUAUUAUUAUGGCACACAACCUUUACCACAAGCUAAUAAUGCUAGAGUGAAGAUCUAUCCUAUAUCUACUGUAGUUGACUCUGUUAAUAAUGUAUGUGAUGAGACAACGCCCUAUACACAACCUUACAGCAUCUUACUGAAAAAUGAUUCGAUAGUAACCGAGGACAUGCAAACCCUGCCAGCUGAUUUACUGGGUUAUUUUAACUAUGUGUUAGACGAUGGUAGCGCUAACUCAUGUGAAAAUCAGACGACAUAUUUAGACACGUGUACAAAUACAUCAACUUUGAUGUUUGAUUAUAACAUCUGUAAUAGAACAACCAUGUAUUCAGAUAGUGGUGUAUUAUACUGUUUAUAUUAUGAUCAACCAACUCCUGGUACCUACUAUGUUACAUUAUAUAAUAAUGAUACAACAGUUGAUAAUACUAAUACCUUUAGAUAUACAUGUGUAAUAUUUGAGAAAGGAUCUGAUAUAAGUUACGCUACACAGUAUCCAUUAGAAUGUCUCAACUCAACAUUUAUGAAUUCAACAACAGUUAACUCACCUGGUGGAACGUUAAAAUUAACACAUAAUGGAUCCUGUCGUAAGUAA